Limulus polyphemus (Atlantic horseshoe crab) is the source of this 2929-nucleotide messenger RNA. It is a transcript of the gene mei-9, whose product is annotated as DNA repair endonuclease XPF-like. Gene Ontology annotation, molecular function: single-stranded DNA endonuclease activity; single-stranded DNA binding; damaged DNA binding. The coding region runs from base 422 to 2929 and encodes 835 amino acids. Gene Ontology annotation, cellular component: nucleotide-excision repair factor 1 complex. The record is from RefSeq and is a predicted model, not a curated record. Gene Ontology annotation, biological process: nucleotide-excision repair involved in interstrand cross-link repair; resolution of meiotic recombination intermediates; double-strand break repair via homologous recombination. Lineage: Eukaryota; Metazoa; Arthropoda; Merostomata; Xiphosura; Limulidae. The transcript has 21 exons.
AACAUUGUUUUAAGGACAUUUUCUUUGAUUAACAGUUCAAGGUCGGAAUUACUAUUACAAACAAAGGUGAACCCUGAGUGAAUUAUCGGAUGUCCAGUUUCAUUUCUGUAGUUCCGGAUCGUCGAAUUUCUUGGACUUAAUUAAAAGGAUGUUAACUGACUUUAGUGAUACACUCAAGUGCUCGUGGACGCGAGAAGUAAAAUUUCGUUUACCGGUAAUUUUCUCGAUACAGGCGGUGUGAGAUUUCGCAGCUUAAAAGUCAAAGCCGCGAAAAUUUGCCGUCAUUUAAAUUUCAUCCUACCGUAUCGUAACUUAAGUUUUACUAAAUGUCUGUUUGUGCAAACUUUAAUCAUUUCGCUUUUCAUUGUCAACAAACAUACUAAUUUCUAGCUCCAACAGUCUAAGACACCAGAGAACAGUUAUGGGACUGUUGCAGUUUGAAAAUGAGUUGUUGUUGAAACUUGUGGAGGAAGAUGGUUUGGUUAUCACAGCAAAGGGUCUUGGAAUUGAACGUGUACUGCUAAAUUUAAUUAAAGUAUACAAUCAUCCUGGAAACCUGAUACUGGUGAUAGGAACAUCUUUCCGUGAAGAGGAAUACUUUCUUGAACAGCUAAAAAUUGAAGAUGUUCAACCAGCACCCAAGCUCAUCACAUCGGAAUGUGGAGUUAAUGACCGGUACCAAGUUUACAUGCAAGGAGGAACUAUGUUUGUCACUUCUCGUAUCCUAGUGGUAGACAUGUUGACUUGGCGAGUUCCCAUUGAUCUUAUCACAGGCAUUAUUGUUUAUAAAGCUCAUAAGAUUUUGGAAUCAUGCCAAGAAGCUUUUAUACUCAGGUUGUAUCGUCAAAAAAACAAAAAAGGUUUCAUUAAAGCGCUGUCAUCCAACCCCUGUGCUUUCACUCGAAGAUUCUGUCAGGUUGAGAGGGUCAUGAGGAAUCUUUUUGCUCGGCAGCUCUAUCUGUGGCCACGGUCUCAUGAAGUUGUGAACAGUUCUCUUGAAAAAAUACAACCUGAAGUUACUGAAAUCCAUAUAAACAUGACAGCAUCCAUGCAAGCAAUUCAGACUUCACUCUUAGACCUGAUGAAUGUAUGUGUUAAGGAGAUUAAGAAGAUUAAUUCAAGGCUUGACACAGAGGAAUUGACCCUUGAAAAUGCUAUAUCCCGAUCAUUUGACAAAAUUGUAAAGUUUCAGCUUGACCCUAUAUGGCACCAGCUCGGUCCAAAAACUCGUCGGCUUGUUGCUGACCUGAAAACCUUACGGAUAAUUCUGGAAUCUGUAACCCAGUGUGAUAGUGUAACAUUUUAUAGCCUUCUGAAAUCUAUCAAGGACAGUGUAACCAAUAAUUUUCAGAUUUCUGAUUGGUUAUUUUUGGAUUCAGCUGAAAAUAUGUUUAUACAAGCCAGAGAACGAGUGUUUGGACCUGAAAGUAAAAGCAAAGUAGCCAAAACUACUAAUGGAGAGCAGGCACAAAGUAUAAAGCCUGAAGUUAGUCCAAAAUGGCUGGCUUUGGUUAAAACUUUGACUGAAAUCCAACAAGAUAUCACAAUUAAUAACAAGUUUGCUCCUGUGCUGAUUGUAGUUAAUGAUGAAAAAACACGUACUCAGAUUAAAGAUUUACUGUGUAGUGGAGCCGAUGUUUUAUUAAAUCGUCUCUAUAAUCGAUUGUUAAGACCCGAUCUUAAAGAUUCUACAACAGAGAAUUACAAAAUAUCAAAACCACCUAAAGAAGACGGGAAGAAGAAGAAAAAACCCAAAGUUAAGAAUGAAAGAACUUUGACACAGAUGGCUGCAUCAGAUCAUGAUUGUGUUCAUCCAGAGGUGUGUGUGGAAAAUGUCAACCUUAGUGAUGAUUCUUCAGAGAGAGAUGAGCUGGUUGCUUCCAUUGAAUCUUCCAAAAACACCUCAGAAGAACCUAUAAUAGUCCAGCCCACAAUUAUUUAUCCCCUCCAUGGAGAAAAAGAUCCAUUUGGUUUGCAGUGGAUACUGACAGAAUUCUACCCAAAAUACAUUGUAAUGUAUGAUGCAGAUGUAGGGGUUGUAAGACAACUUGAAAUUUAUCAAGCGUUUAGACCACACCUGUCCGUGCAAGUAUAUCUUUUAAUGUAUCAAGGCUCUGCAGAAGAACAGAGAUACUUGACGGCACUCAGGAAGGAAAAAGAAGCAUUUGAAUACCUCAUGAAGAAAAGAGAAUCUGUGGUUGUACCAGAGAACUGGCUUGGCAUAACAGCGGCAAAUCAGACAGUCAAUGCUGGAAAAGCUGAGGGAGAAAUAAAAGUUCCAUGCCAACAAAAAAUUAUUGUUGAUCUUCGAGAAUUCAGAAGUGACCUGCCAUCUCUCAUUCACAGAAGAGGUAUAGACGUAGAACCUAUUACAUUAGAGGUUGGAGAUUACAUAUUGACACCAGAUACAUGUGUGGAAAGGAAAAGCCUUAAUGACCUGAUUGGCUCUUUGAAUAAUGGUCGACUCUAUAGCCAAGCCCAGGCAAUGAGUCGCUACUAUAAACAACCAAUUUUAUUAAUCGAGUUUGACCAAACCAAAGCAUUUUCUCUACAGGGAAAAUAUUACCUGUCCACUGAAGUCUCGGCUACAAGUGUAGCUUCAAAACUGAUUUUAUUGACUAUCCACUUUCCUCAUUUACGAAUCCUGUGGUGUCCUUCUCCCUAUGCAAGUGCCGAGAUGUUUGAAUUAUUAAAGGAUUUUCUGUGUCAUCUUCCUGGAAUCAGCACUAAAAACAUCCGGAAAGUGAUGAUGAAAGUGACCAGUCUUGCCAACUUAAUGACCAAAACACAGGAUGAACUAACACAGAUUCUAGAGAAUUCAAACUCUGUGAUAAAACUGUGGGAAGCUCUUCACCAGUCUAUGAAAGCAACUGAUAAAGCACCUGUCAAAAGAACCUUUAGUAAAAAUAUGGCAAAAAAGUCAAAAUGA